AAGUGUGUGUGAUGAGAGGAAUGAAUGGAAUGAGAUUGAAGGAAUGUAUGCGGAUGUGGAAGCGCAAAUUGUGAGUGGCUUUGACCGAAAGGAAGUGGCAAAGGAGCGGAUGAGACACAGAAAAGUCUUCGCGAGAUUGGAAGCUGACAAAUUGUUUCAGGGCUUCCCAACAGCUUGGGACAUGGAACGCCUGGCACGGCAGUUGCAGCGAAAAGAGAGUGUGGUGCUGAAAGGAAAGCUUGACCUAGAGGUCGAGAGAAAAGGCGCCGGCUGGCGCCAGCGCAAGUUGUUAGAAAAGCACAUUAGGGAGAAAGACGAAGAGCGGCGCUCUCUGCACAAUUUGGCGACAGCUGCAACAGCUUUGUUCGCCACUCAAAAGAAAACGCCCGUAGAACACGCAGAGAGUGUGAGAAAAGCAGAGGAGGUAGAGAAAGCGGUGAAAAUAGACGAGAAAAGGAAUGAAUACAAGGGCAUUUCUCCAUCUUUGCAUGAUGUGACACACCCGAGUGCCCCCACACUCGGAGUGACCAAUGUUGGACCGCCGCCAUACGGCGACCCCGGAGUAAUGGCUCCGGUGGUGACCUUGGGUGGCCGGAUGGUAAUGGAUGUCGAGGGCGAAGGCGAAAGGGCAGACCAGAGUAUUGUGCAGCUGAUUGAACAAGCAGUAAAUAAAGAGAGGCGACGGGCCCGGGAGGGAGAUACAUCCCACGUGGUCACAUCCACCCCCGGCCCGAGCCCCCAACCAUCCAACGUGACGAAAGGAGAAAGCUGGCAGAGACUUAGUGCCGAGAACGAGGAGCUAAAGAAAAAAGUUGAUCAAGCUGAUGAGCAGUGUAGACUGGAAGCGCAGAUGUUAAAAUGGGCAACGGAGAGAGAGAAAGAGACACGGAAAGAAUAUAAUCUGCGGAGUGGUCAGGGACAGAUGACGCAGGCCGAGGUGCAGAAAAAUGAAUUGAUGUAUCCGCUGGUGACCACACCAGGCGGUCAGCACUACGAGCCUAUGGUGCUCCGCGAUGUGACUGCGAUGAUGGAAAAAAUGCCCCCACUUCACAGAGGAGGUAAGGUGUGGCUGAACAAAUCUUUGGCUCUGAUGAGUGGGCAGAGCUGUACACUCGGUGACAUGCGUCAGAUGUUGGAAGCAGCAGGUCGCCAUCCGGCUCUCUCGCCCGAGGCAGAGGUGCUCUUCCGGACGGCGCAAGUGGAUGGACUUCCGCCAGACGUGAAGAAGCAGCUAAUGUCAGACCCUGACAUUCUGCCUGAGGCCCGCCACGCCAACCCGGGGCGCCGAUGCAACAGGCAGCAACAGCUCCAUCUGGUGGACGGCCCUGGCAACAGCCACAAACACACGGAGAUUGGAGAGAAAUCCGCUGCGGCUGUGGCGGAGGAAGGCGUGUCGGUGGAGAAACAGCUCACGCCGUACGUGUACGUCUGA
Molecule: messenger RNA, 1432 nt
Organism: Syngnathus acus (greater pipefish)
Lineage: Eukaryota; Metazoa; Chordata; Actinopteri; Syngnathiformes; Syngnathidae
Exons: 5
Coding region: 44-1432 (462 amino acids)
Source: RefSeq, a predicted model, not a curated record